This is a messenger RNA of Eurypyga helias (sunbittern), 1737 nucleotides long. It is a transcript of the gene TXNDC16, whose product is annotated as thioredoxin domain containing 16. NCBI's taxonomy places the organism in Eukaryota, Metazoa, Chordata, Aves, Eurypygiformes, Eurypygidae. The record is from RefSeq and is a predicted model, not a curated record. The transcript has 15 exons. The coding region runs from base 1 to 1737 and encodes 578 amino acids.
AUGUCAGCCCAAAAGGACAGAUGGAUUUGUUCCUUCUCUAUCCUGCUCUUCUGUGCUUCCUCCGUCCCAACACGGGGAAGUGCGAGGCUGCUGCAGGAGCUGAGCCCCCAGGAGUAUUUCAGUAGCUUGCAAGCCGGCAGAGCAUCCCUGGCUUAUUUCAGCCCUAACGUUUCUCCUGGUGCCCAGCCCUUCUUGGAGCAGAUACAGAACUCGGCCGAGACCCUCCAGGACUAUGGCAUUUCGGUGGUGAAGGUUAAUUGUCCCAAAGAGGAUGUCUCAAGAUACUGCAGAAGAGAAGAUGCGUUAAGGAAAGCCUACCUGUUCAGAGGUAACGUGCUGAUCAGAGAGUUCCCCACCGAUGCCUUGUUUGAUGUGAACUCCAUCGUUGCUAACAUUUUGUUUGCCCUGCUCUUCAAUGAAGUUAAAUACGUUGAAACGCUGGCAGAUCUUCAGAACAUUGAAAAUGCGUUGAAAGGGAGGUCGAACAUGGUCUUUGCCUAUGUACCAGCUACUGGGACGGCAGAGCACAGAGCCGUGAUGGAGGCGGCUUUUGCUUACGGGACCGUCCACCAGUUUGUUCUGACAACUGAGGCAACGCUGCUGAAAGAGGUUGGCAGCGACGAGCCUGAUGUGUCAUCUGCCCAGCUGUUGUUCUGCCACUGCCAGCGGGCCACGGACCCAGAGCAGCCCUGCAGGAGGACAGCCAUGGGGCAGGCUCUGACCUUGCUCAACAUCCACCGGCACCUCAAGCUCAUGGGGGCUCCUCUGGUGACAGAGGUUGCUGAGGACCCGGAGAAGGUUUCCACCGUUCACUUACAGCUUGGGCUGCCACUUGUGUUCAUCCUCAGCCAGAAAGAGACCUACGAGGCUGACAGGAGGACGGCAGAGUUUGUGGCCUGGCAGCUCUUGGGGAAAGCAGGAGUUGCCCUUUUGUCCAGGGACCGCGUCGAUUUGAACGUUCUGCUCCGCUCAAACGUCGCUAUCAAGACACCGGAUGAGGGAGUGCCAAUCAAAUACCUGGUCUUGGAAGACACCGAUGAAGUUAUAACUCUGGUGGAAGAUAAGAACAAGGUGGAACAAAUCCAGGAGGAGGAGGAGGAGGAAGAUGAAGAUGAAAAAGAGAAUAACAAUCAAGACAUUCAGGAUGAUCAGGUGGUGGAAGCGGUUUCCAGGGACAAGAAGCGAGAGCUGCCCUUGGAGCAGAUCCUUGUCCUGACAGAGGAGACCUUCCGCUCUGCCCUCUUGGAGACUGCCCGCACAGUGGUGCUUUUUUAUGCCAGCUGGGAGGCCGUGUCCCUGGCAGUGCUGCAGUCUUACACCGAGGUGGCCGAUCACCUGAAAGGAACUCAGGGGGUUUUGCUUUCUCGAGUAAACUGCUGGGACUGGCCUGGCCUGUGCACCACAGAGAACGUCACUCAGGUUCCUACGGUCAAGAUUUACGAGAAGGAAGAGAGGUCAGUGAUGUACAAUGGCAUGUGGGGAACUGAAGAACUGACCAGCUUCAUCAUGCUGAGCCGAGUGUCCUGCCCUCUGAAGCUGACCACAGUUGAUGAAGCAGAAGGAUAUUUAAGAGGAGAGUUUCCAUCUGAGCUGUCAUCCUAUCACCACACUUCACUUCUAGGAGUAUUUAGCACAGCCACGAGUGAAGCCAGGGAAGCUUUCGAAGAGGCAGGAAACAUCUUAAGUGGCCAUGUAACGAUGGGGAUGUAUUUUGAAGACGAUGCUUUGGCUAUGUAA